Molecule: messenger RNA, 4100 nt
Organism: Tribolium madens (black flour beetle)
Lineage: Eukaryota; Metazoa; Arthropoda; Insecta; Coleoptera; Tenebrionidae
Product: probable multidrug resistance-associated protein lethal(2)03659
Exons: 9
Coding region: 243-3950 (1235 amino acids)
Biological process (GO): transmembrane transport
Cellular component (GO): membrane
Molecular function (GO): ATP hydrolysis activity; ATP binding; ABC-type transporter activity
Source: RefSeq, a predicted model, not a curated record
CUUAUCAUGUCAUUUUGAUUCAGCAAAACUGUUUUAAGUGAUUCUCAAUAACUUUUUCAGUUCUGGAGAUAAUUCCGAUUGCCACUUGUAAAAUUGAAACCCUGUAUAUUAUGUAUGUAUGUAAUGAUUGCAAUAAAACGAGGUUGCAUAAAAUAUGCAGUAAUAAAGCAAAUAGCUAAAUUACAAUUUACAAAACAUAGAAAACUAAUAAUUUUUUAUGUGAAAGUAAUUAAUUCUUCCUAAUGGAGGAUAAGCAAAGGACUAAAACCUUGCCAAAGCAUCCCGAAGAUACCUCAAAUUUUCUAUCAAAUUGGCUCUUUUGUUGGGUGUAUCCUGUGAUUAUCAAAGGAAGCAAAAUCGAAAUCACUGAAGACUUCCUUUAUGAAACACCGGAAAACUGUGAAGCCUCAAAACUUGGUAAUGAGCUUCAAAAAUUUUGGCUUGAAGAACUGAAACUAAAAAAGCCUUCCCUUGCACGUGCCCUUAUAAAACAGUUCGGACUUGAAUUUGCCAUUUACGGGGGUUUCUUCUUUCCAGCCGAUUUCAUUGGAGUGUUGUUUCAACCGUAUUUCUUGCAAAACUUGCUCAAUUAUUACACCCCGAACCAAACAACAGUUUCACAAAAUAACGCCAUUUUCUUCGCUUUGAUGAUCACCUUAUUUUCAUUUAUACGCUUGUUGGCCUUUCACCGAUUUUUUUAUUGUGUCAAAGCAUUGGCAAUAAAAAUGAAAGUUGCUUGUUGUUCACUAAUUUAUAAAAAGUGUUUUCAGUUGAAGAAAACUAGCUUGCAGAAAGUCACCACAGGACAGUUGAUUAAUCUUAUGAGCAACGAUGUGAGCACAUUUGACAAUGCAAUCAUUUUUUUACAUUUUGUUUGGUUUGGACUUGUGGAAUUGAUAAUUGGAACCUAUUUCAUAAACGUGACUAUUGGUCCAGGGGCCACAAGUGGCAUUCUUGUUAUGUUGAUUUGUUUUUUGUUCCAAACAUAUAUCGCUAAAUAUACUGCUUCCAACAGAAAACGUGUAGCUUCGAGUACUGAUUAUAGAAUUCAGUUAUUAAACGACCUUAUCUGUGGUAUACAAAUAAUCAAAAUGUAUGCUUGGGAGAAGCCAUUUAAAAAAUUAGUCGAAAUUGCUAGAAACUUAGAACUAACAGAAAUAAGUAAAACCAAUCGUCUCUUCGUUUUGAACGAUUCAUUCAACUAUGUUCUGAUACAAAUUAUUAUUUUCGUUGGAAUUUUGGGAGCUAUUUUGUUACAUACACCUAUAACAUCUCAAUACGUUUUUGCAAUGGCAAAUAUUUAUGGCCACCUUAGAAUUACUUUAACAAUUUUCGCUCCUCUUGGAAUUCUGCAUUUUGGUGAAUUACGAACGUCGAUUUUACGUAUUCAAGAAUUUCUAUUAACUGAUAAUGAGAAUUCAAAAAAAAAUGCUUUAGUACAUAAAACCGAAAAAACUAUUUCUGGAAUAAGCGUCACAGACCUAUGUGUUAAAUGGGACAAUUCUCAAAAUGAUUUCGUGUUAAAAAAUAUAACUUUGAGUGCGACUUGUGGACAACUUAUCGGUAUAGUGGGUCCUGCAGGUAGUGGUAAAUCGGCUUUAUUGCAAACAAUAAUUGACGAGACUGAGGUAAUCAGUGGGAAAUUUUCGGUUAAUGGACGAAUUGCUUAUGCUUCACAAGAAGCUUGGAUUUUCUCAGCGAGUGUUAAACAAAACAUUCUUUUCGGUGAAGAAAUGGACGAAGAAAAGUAUCAAAAAGUGGUCAAAGUGUGUGCUUUAGAACAUGAUUUGGCUUUGUUGCCUUACGGUGAUAAUACUCUAGUCGGAGAAAGAGGAGUCAUGUUGAGUGGAGGACAAAAAGCUCGUAUUAAUUUGGCUAGAAGUGUCUACAGAGAUGCUGAUAUUUAUCUCCUGGAUGAUCCAUUAUCAGCUGUGGAUGCUCAUGUGGGUCAGAUUAUUUUUAAAAAUUGCAUCCGGGGUUAUUUGAAAAACAAAUGUGUUAUCUUGGUGACUCAUCAGUUGACAUACCUUCAAGAAGCCACAAAUAUAUAUUCAUUGAAAAACGGUCGACUGUACUGUAACGAACACUUUGAUAAAAUUUUUGAAUACAAUAGUGACAAUGCUCCCAAUGAUAAAGAUCUUGUAAUUAAAUCAAAUAACGAGUAUUCAGUCCUCCCAAGUAAAACUAAAGAAGUAAGAGGUAAUCUCAAAAUGAUUAAAAUCUACAAAUCAUAUUUCACGGUUGGGGGAAAAUCGUUAUUUUUUUUUGUAAUAUUUAUAUUCUUCCUACUUCAAUACACGACCAACGGUCUAGAUUAUUUCACUAGUUUUUGGCUUAAUGUAGAACAGGGAUCAAUGAAACUUGAAUCGCAAGUUAGAGAUUUUUUUUCAUAUGAGAACUUCUUGAUUGUUUACAGCUGCAUUUUGUUGAUAUUGUUACUAUUAAUAUUUAUAUACAGCUGGGCGUUUGUAAAAUACAUUAAAAAUGCUUCAACCUAUUUACACAACGAAAUGUUGGCUAAAGUCUUGAAUGCAGAUUUGUCAUUUUUCCAUAACAAUUCAGAUGGUAGAAUUCUUAAUAGGUUUUCUAUGGAUAUGGGAAGUGUUGAUCAAAAAGUACCUUUGCAAUUGAUAUGGAUUUUACCAACACUUAUGUCUUGUCUUGGAACAUGUGUCCUAAUUUCAAUUUUGAAUUUCUGGAUGAUAUUUCCAACCAUCGCGUUAUUUCCUAUUUAUUAUUGUCUGGGUGUUGUAUUUCAACCAACUGUGAAGGGUAUUAAGAGAACAGAAGGCAUCACUCGUAGCCCUGUUUAUAGUCACUUAACAGCCACUCUCCAGGGCUUAACAACAAUUAAAGCAUUUGGAGCACAAAAUAUACUUCAGGAAGAAUUUGAAAAGCACCAAAAUAUUCACAGUUCUGCCCUCCAUACUGUCAUUGGUAUUUACGCCUUGAUUGGUUUUAUCGCAGAAUUUAUCAGUGUUUUAUACACCACGGUGGUUUCUUUCGCCUUUUUCUUAUUUGGAAAAGGAGCUUAUAUCGGCAAUGUGGGUUUAGCAAUUCACUUAGCUAUCCAGUUAACAGGUUUGGUGGGAUUUUUAAUGAGAAUUUGGAGUAGUUUAGAUUCCGAAAUAACUUCGGUAGAACGAAUUUUAGAUUACACAAAAUUAUCGCAAGAAACAGGGGGAAAACAAUCUCCUCCAAAGACAUGGCCCAGUGAGGGUCGAAUAUCAUUUCAAUCAGUAUCUCUUAGAUAUUCUUCUACUGAACCUCCUGUCCUGAAAAAUGUUAAUUUUACCAUUGAACCAGGUGAAAAAAUUGGAAUAAUUGGCAGAACUGGUGCCGGAAAGUCUUCUCUGGUCUCCACACUUUUUCAUCUUUUCCAUUUUGAGGGAACAAUAUUUAUUGACAACGUCGAUACAAAGUCGAUUACUCUCCAAGAUCUUCGAUCAAAAAUUUCUGUCAUUCCCCAAGACCCUGUACUAUUUUUGGGAACUCUGCGAAAAAAUUUGGAUCCGUUUGAUGAAUUUUCUGACGCUCAAUUGUGGUCAGCUCUUGAAGAUGUUGAAAUGAAAAGUGUGAUUCCUAAGUUGGAAAGUGAGGUUUCAGAAAGAGGUUCGAACUUCAGUGUUGGACAGAAACAACUGCUUUGCUUGGUUAGAGCUAUGUUAAGAAACAACAAGAUUGUGGUUCUCGAUGAAGCUACAGCUAAUAUUGACUUCGAAACAGAUGAAUUGAUUCAAUCAGCUAUUCGAAGAAAGUUUCAGAAUUCGACAGUUUUGACAAUUGCACAUCGAUUAAAUACUGUUCUGGAUUCUGAUAAGAUUUUAGUGAUGAAUGAUGGAGUUGCAGUGGAAUUUGGAAGCCCAAUGCAGCUACUGGAAGAUAUUAACAGUUAUUUUUAUCAAAAUUACAUGCAGGAUAACAGAAAUCAUGAUCUGGAAAAGAAAUAAAUGUUGAUUGUUUUUUUACGGCAUUUAAUUACUAUAGAGACCUAUUCUAAGUAAUAUGAAACGACAGUUUUGUGAAAAAAUCGUCUAUCCAUAUAAUUAUUAUAUUUCAUACCUACUUUGAUUUUUUUCAAGUAAAAUUAAUUGUAAUUA